AUGUUAGUUGAUUACUCUAAAUGUAAAUUAUGCUCCUGCAAUAGUGGAUAUCCAGCUUAAUACGUGUGUGCAUUCUAAGACACAUGCAGAGGACUUCCAUUGUACUGUGAAGAGGAAAAUUGUUCUGACCAACAUAAUCAUAAAAUUUAAAAGAUAACAACUGCGAUGCAAAAUAUCCUAAAUGAAUAGUGGUAAUUUGGAGAAAAUGUUUCAACUUAUAAAACGAAUUUCAUUGAUCGUUCAGCCAAUUAUCUUCCAUUGAUAAACUACUACUCUGUAUCCUAGAAAGAGUUGGAAAUUUAGAAUAGUCCUUAAGAAAAUUAAGAAAAAAAAUAUCAAUACCUAGAUUAAACGAUAACAAUAACAAGCGGUCUUCAUACAAAUGUAAUGAAAUUUAUUAAUAAGUUAGAAGAUCUACAAUCAGAAUACAAGUUGGAGGAAAUGAAUUAAAUAUGCAAAGAAGAAGGAAGUAAGCUCAGAUAGAUCUAUGAUUAAAUAUCCACACUUGGCCCAAUGGAUGAGUAAUUGCUUUGGAAUAUCUAUGAGGAACCUAUACUAUCAGACUAUGUGAAUCCCGAACUAAUGUCAAAGUUCUCUCCUUAGAACUGGAACACAUACCAUGGAUUGAAAAUUAAAGCUCUGAAAUCCAAACUUGAAAAGUAGGAAUAAGGAUUCUAAGAAUUUAAAAUGUAAGUUUUUGCUAAACUCCAGAUCUGA
Molecule: messenger RNA, 717 nt
Organism: Stylonychia lemnae
Lineage: Eukaryota; Ciliophora; Spirotrichea; Sporadotrichida; Oxytrichidae
Source: the annotation of a GenBank genome assembly